Messenger RNA from Caenorhabditis remanei, 1572 nucleotides. RefSeq lists its product as uncharacterized. Bases 1 to 1572 code for a protein of 523 amino acids. The record is from RefSeq and is a predicted model, not a curated record. The transcript is spliced from 6 exons. Lineage: Eukaryota; Metazoa; Nematoda; Chromadorea; Rhabditida; Rhabditidae.
AUGAGCAGAAACGAUCCGUAUCGGAAAAAAACAAAGAAAGAGGAGGAACUGGAUCUGGAUUUUUUACCAGAGACCGGUCUCAAUACUCCCGAUGGUUAUCUAUUUUAUCAUGCAAACAUUCUCAAUCUGACAAAAGAUCAAUACGAGAGGACGGAGGCGCAUGGAAUCAACUUGCGGUCAAACAAGAACUUCUCAAUCGAGGAAACCGUGACAAUUUUUCAAAACUGGAGGAAGUACGCGAUGGAUAACGGGCUUGAAGUCAAGAAAGCCCUCAAAUAUAUGAUGACAAGCAAAAAAGAAGACAGCCAUUUCGUCUGGCACCGCUACGUCAACAAUUUUUGGCCGAAAUUGUGCGAUGGUCUUCCACACCGAUCUGGUCAUUCCAUCAGAGAACGCGCGAAGAAUGUGCUAACAGAUAGCAUUCUGGAAACUCUCGAUUGGGAGCAACUCGAAGAGCAAGUCAGAGAAAAGUACUAUACACCCGAAACGUACGAUGAUGAAAAGCUGAAAGAGUGGAGAAAGGUUCUUACCGAUAAACACAAACCGACUCAUGUCGCUCGCGUUAUGGGCAUCACAGCGACGAAAGCGGUCGCAGUUUUGGCGAAAUUGAAGAGGUCUGAAGAACGGGACGAUCCGACGAUGAUACACAAGUGUUAUGAAGCCGCCACGUCUUCCGGUCUGAAUGCUGAUAAAAUUCGAGAGCAUGUCGUAAAUAACAACAAAACAGAACUCGACAAUCUACGACAGAACGUGAAAAUCAAGGAACUCAGUUACCAUCUUCGCAUUUCCAAUAGUCGAUGCAUCGAACUGUUGAAGAUUGUCCUGAAAACGAUCCUCGACAAGUUUCGUGAAUCGAAAAAAGGUGGAGCGACAGAUGACGUGGCAUGGAGUGAUGCGAUGCGUGAAAUGUCCAAAAAACCAGAACUCGAGAAGUCUCAAAUCUACAAAGCUGCCGAGAUUUUCUGUCAGAAUGCGACAAACGAAGAUACAACAACUACGUUGGCACGCAGCACGGAAAUCGGAGAACUCCUUGAUCAGAAACUAUUCAAUAACCUCAUCCGUCACUUCCGACUAAAAGAAAAGCUCCAUUUUCUGUUGUGGGGAUAUAAGCGACGGGAAGUCUGGAACAUGCUCCCGGUUGGAAAAGAUCAGAAUCGCUACGAAGCAGUUCUGGAAUUCGAGCUUGCGAACCCGCUGGUGAGCAAAACAACUCGGAAAUUCUUGAAGUACGGGAAAGUGGCCGAGUGGAUCAUGGAAGAUCGAUCGUCAAAACACAGGCAUGAAGCUAUAUUUGAAUCAUUCAUCCUGUACACUCACAAAAAAUACUCCGGGGAAUUCAAAUUCCCAGUCAAGCUGAAUCACUUGUUCUCCAAGAAGACAUCGAACGUGAUUCAAUCGAUUCUUGAGGAAACGACGGAUCCAGAGAAUUAUGAAUAUGUAUCUUUGAAGCGUGCAAAAACGCAUGUGGAAGAGGCUUCGGGAAAGAAGAUUUGCGUCGAAAUUAGAAAUAAGAAUAUUAUGAUGAAACAGGCUGAUGCUGAGAAUUCCGAUGAUGAAAUAAUAUCAAUUUAA